Ectocarpus sp. CCAP 1310/34 is the source of this 2754-nucleotide messenger RNA. The record is from the annotation of a GenBank genome assembly. Lineage: Eukaryota; Phaeophyceae; Ectocarpales; Ectocarpaceae.
AUGCAGGUGGCGACGCAGCUAGGGUUGCUGGAUGAUGCCGUGCGUCUGUACCGGGAGUGUGGUCGCUACGACCUCCUCAAUGGGCUCUAUCAGGCCUCUGGACUUUGGGAGCGGGCCCUGGAGGUCGCAGAGGCUAACGACGGGAUAAACCUUUCCACGACACACCAACUCUACGCCCAGCACCUCGAAAAGGCAAUAGCGAGAGGGCGGGAGGGGGAGGGCUUGGCAUCCUUGGGAAAACAAUCCGGAAUCACUUUCAGUGCUUUACAUCUUCAAAUCAUAUUAACCUUGAUUUGGGUCGUGGGUGACACGGCCGGCGCCAUCCAGCACUACGAGCUCGCCGGCACUCACUGCGUGGAGGUGCCGCGGAUGCUCUACGAGCGCGGGAGGGUGGAGGAUCUAGAGGAGUAUAUCACUCAGGGCAACAACGUGCAACUGCUCAAGUGGUGGUCUCAGUACCUCGAGUCAAGAGGAGAGUUCGAAAAGGCCCGCAAAACCUACACCCGGGCGCAGGACUACCUGUCGCUGGUCAGGCUGGCCUGCCAAGGUGGACAGGUCGAGCGGGUGCGUCAUCGACAAGCGAUAGAAAUUGUGAACGAGUCGGGGUCAGCGCCGGCCGCGUACCACCUUGCGAGGCAUUUGGAAGCGGUGGGGAGAACGGCCGAGGCCGUUUCGUUCUACGCUCGAAGCAAUCGUUUCAAUCACGCCAUCCGAUUGGCCAAGGACCACGGCAUGGACUCCGAGCUGAUGGGGUUCGCCCUCAAGAGUCGACCAAGCCUCAUGGUCUCGGUUGCGGACUACCUCCAAGACAAGGGCGAACUAGAAAAGGCGGUGCAGCUGUACCAGAAGGCGGGUGAGGUUACCAAGGCCCUAGACCUCUGCUUCAGGUCCGGUGCGGCAGGCGGAGAAGCAGAUCAGAAGCACGGGGGCGAGGGCGAGGGGGAGAAAAGCCCGGCAAUGUUUGAGGCGCUCAAGUCUAUGAUGGACGACCUCGGCUCGCACGCUUCUCCGCAGGUCCUUUCGCGCUGCGUGGAGUUCUUUGUCGCCAACGGGCAGUUCGAUAAAGCAGUGGGGCUGUGCAUCACCAAUCGAAAGCACUUACAAGCCAUUGAGCUCUGUGUCGCACAUAAGGUACCCAUUUCAGAAGAUAUGGCGGAAGAACUCACCCCUAAAAAAGAUGGAGGCGAGAGCAGCAACAGCGGUGGCAACGGUGGAGAGAGCGGUCGAAUGGGCAAGAGCAAGGGGGGAAUGGCAGAAGGCACUCGUGAGGACGUAUUAAGGGAGCUGGCGAAGGCGUGUAAGCGCCAGGGCAACUUCCACCUCGCCUGCAAGAAGUACACACAGGCGGGCGACAGACUGAAGGCCCUGAAGUGCUUGCUGAAGAGCGGCGACACGAAGAGCAUUGUCUACUACGCCGGGGUCAGCCGCAGCCGCGACAUCUACAUCUUGGCGGCCAAUUAUUUGCAGAACUUGGACUGGCAUGAUGACCCACAGGUGAUGAAGUCCAUCAUAGCGUUCUACACCAAGGCAAAGGCGCACUUGCAGCUGUCCGACUUCUACGACGCCUGCGCUCAGGUGGAGAUCGACGAGUACCGGGACUACGAGAAGGCUCUGGGGGCAAUGAACGAGGCCGCCAGGCAGCUCGCCAAGGCCGGUUCCCCAGGGGACAAACUGGCUCAGCUGAACAAGAGGGUUUUCCUUGUCGAAAGGUUUGUACAGGCGCGACGACUGGCGAAGGACGAUCCUGACGGCAUGGCGGCUAUGUGUCAGCAGCUCUUGGCUAACGAUGACCUCGAGACGGCGAUGAGAGCGGGAGACGUCUUCGCGGCCCUCGUCGAUCACUUCUUCGAAAGAGGCAAUUGGCAGCAGUGCCACUCGCUCAUGGGAAGCAUGCGCGACAGAGGGAUCGUUCUGGAUCCGUACCUCGAUCAUGGAGUUCUGGCCAGGGUGUGCCAGGAAGUCGGAGUUCCAGUCGAAGAGCUCGACCCUUCAGGCGUCGGUCCUGCACAGUCGGGUGUCGAUUUCGGCGACGACGCGGAGGAUGAAGUAGGUGAGGAGGACCUCCCAAUGGAAGAAGAGGAGGUGGCGUCAGACGCCGAGGGCAACUUCAACGGCGGGAACCAAGGAAGAUCCUACAAGUAGAUGGCGGUCACAAGACCCCCUCUCUUCUUGUGUCUGCACGAUUUCACGCGAAACUCAUCGAUCUUCAUUUGUGUUGUUUUUGUUUUCGUGGUGAGGUUUGUGCACAGACUACACAAGAACGUGGUACCUUGUGCUGAUCACCCACCACACACGAUAAGGGGCAAGGAAGACGAACGGGAGAAGAGCUUGAUGAUUAUUGUUCGAGUUUUGCAAUGUUGUCGAGAGGGUUUGCUGUUGGAGCCUGCAGAAUACUUGCCUCAUGCGACGAGGGUUGGGAAAGGAGGGUGAGCCAACGCUUGGUGAUUUGAAGUUUGGCAACUUGAAUGAUUGAACCAACAUAAAAAUCGUGAUCGUUUGAUACGCACGCGUACAAAAGAUUACCUGGUAAAUAUUUUUGCGAUUCAUGAUGUACAAUAGCUUUGAACACGAGUGAUGUGGGGUACCCAACACAAGAGAAAGGUUCACGAGGAGGCUAUCCGUCGAUUGACUCUCUCUCGUACCUACGCCUUAGCAGAAAAUCGAAAUGUGUUUUUUUCCGGACGAUGCUCGUACCAUGGUACAAGCAAGUUGUUAUUGUUGUCGUUGUCUUCACAUUAAAAACCGUUCCGGUCU